Messenger RNA from Ogataea parapolymorpha DL-1, 894 nucleotides. RefSeq names its product ATP phosphoribosyltransferase. The coding region runs from base 1 to 894 and encodes 297 amino acids. Gene Ontology annotation, cellular component: cytoplasm. NCBI's taxonomy places the organism in Eukaryota, Fungi, Ascomycota, Pichiomycetes, Pichiales, Pichiaceae. Gene Ontology annotation, biological process: L-histidine biosynthetic process. Gene Ontology annotation, molecular function: ATP phosphoribosyltransferase activity; magnesium ion binding. The record is from RefSeq and is a predicted model, not a curated record. The transcript is spliced from 2 exons.
AUGGAUUUAGUUAAUCACCUCACAGACAGACUGCUGUUUGCGGUUCCAAAGAAGGGGAGACUUUAUGAGAAAUGUGUUAAUUUACUCAAAGGCUCCGACAUCCAGUUUAAUAGAUCUAGCAGGCUCGACAUCGCUCUGUGUACAAACCUCCCAAUUGCGCUCAUAUUCCUGCCCGCAGCUGACAUACCCACCUUCGUCGGAGAAGGUCGCUGCUCUAUCGGAAUCACUGGCGUCGAUCAAGUGAAGGAGAGCGACGUUGACGUCGACAUCGCCAUGGAUCUCUUGUUUGGAAAGUGCAGAUUACAAGUCCAAGUCCCAGAAAAUGGGCCAUACGAAAAACCUGAGCAACUUAUUGGAAAGACCAUCGUUUCCUCGUUCACAAACCUCACUAGACAAUAUUUCGAGGAGCUGGAGGGUGUCAAGCCAGGAGAGCCACUCAAAACCAAGAUCAAGUUUGUUGGCGGUUCCGUCGAGGCAAGUUGCGCUUUGGGUGUUGGAGACGCCAUUGUUGAUCUUGUUGAGAGCGGUGAGACCAUGAAAGCUGCAGGGUUGCACGCCAUUGGUACCAUUUUGAACACAUCCGCACACUUGAUCAUCUCUAGAAAUCCAUCCCACCCUGAGCUUGUCGAAGUGAUCAAAUCACGCUUAGAAGGUGUUCUGGCUGCUCAGCGCUACGUGCUGUGUAAUUACAACGCUCCGAGAUCGAUGCUUCCAAGCCUGCUGAAGUUGACUCCAGGUAGACGUGCUGCCACCGUUUCUCCUCUUGACGACGGUGAAUGGGUGGCUGUCUCGUCGAUGGUGGAACGCAAGGACAUGGGCAACAUCAUGGACAGGCUCAAGGAGCUGGGAGCUUCGGAUAUUCUUGUCUUUGAAAUCUCCAACUGUAGAGUUUAG